ACAAAGUCAUUACUGCUUAAGAAGACGCAGCCAUGAGGAAAUACAAGCCAGCUUAAACCACGUUACACGUGUGUUCUUUCAUCUGAAUUCAUUUUUGUGGUGUUUCUUGCAGGAGAUACGGGCGUGGAAGUGAAAAUAUUUUCUUUUCAUCAUGAGGAAGGGAAUGUAAAAUUUUUGUGUGUGUGCGGUCCUGGAGAGAACACACGGAGCAGCGCGAGAUCUGAUUAAUGACAUGAUUAGCCUAAUAAAAACAAGUUUUCCGCUACAGAUAGUAAUGUGACAGUUUGGCUAAGACGCUGCAGAUUGUUUAUUUAUUUAUUUACUUCUCACGGAUUUCUCAGACACUGGAAAUAACUAAUGGGUAAAACAGUUCUUCUGAGACUGCUGGGGUUUCUGAUACAGGUUGUGAGUUUUCCUGGUCUGAGUGGUCCAGCGUCUGUCCGUGUACAGGUGGAGUUCUGCAGAUUUCCACUCAGCCUUGAGCCUGAUGCUUACACACUUUUAUUGGGAAACAAGGUGCUGAGCAGCAGUGUGGUGUGUCAGGGUGUGUGUGAGUGUAUCAUGGAUGUACUUGUACCAGAGUCGUCUCCGGAACUGAAUCUGACUUUACAGUCGUACGAACGGGGCAAGAUGUUGGAGGGCAGAUUCUUCAGGCUGGUUCCUCUGCAGGGCUCCUUUCUGAAGGUCCAGGUCUCUUCUACCAGCGCUGUGCUCAGCUGGACUGACCGGACCACUGAACAAACACAGCACGUGUGUGUAGAUGGUCAGUUUUGGACGCUUUCAUCUUCUCAGCCGUCGCGCUUGGUGUCAGGACUGCAACCUGGAACACGGUACACAGUUACUGUAGAGCAGAAAACACACCUUCCACAUAUCAAUAUCACACUCACGGAGAAGCUGCAGCUGGCUAUCGAGACAGGCAGGUGUCCUGUGGGCUGGGUGGCGUCAGGAUGGAACUGUUUCCUGGUCAGACAGGAUGUACGGACGUGGUCUGAAGCACAGCGGGUGUGUGAGAGCACUGGGUCAGGGGUCCACCUGGCCAGUAUGAAGAUGGACACUGACUUCCUGUCUGUCUCUGCCGAACUCCAGUCCCACAACCACCUGCUGCUGCUGUGGACCUCUCUGAAUGACCGAGGGGAAGAGGGUCAUCUGUGCUGGGCUGAUGGCUCCGCCUACAACCUGAGUGUUGCUGUAAUAGCAUCUCUCUCAGCCAAUCAGACGGACUGUUUUGCCCUUCAGAAGAACGCCACAGGACCAGGCUACUUCUUCACCUCUCUACCGUGUGACGUACAGCUUCCCUACCUCUGCCACACACCAUUGCUGCAGAGGUCUUUCUCUGGCCUGUAUGUGGACAGCGUGCAGGAGACAGAAGCAGUCUUCAGCUGGUCAGACAUUUCUCAGCUCCACUCGUCUCUUGGCUCAGUGCUCAGCCUGCAUGUUCAUGACCGGUCCGGUAGCCGAGUCCUCACACACACUCCGCUUGGACACACUCUGAAUAGAAAGCGUGUGCAUGGACUCUCCCCUGGACACAUCUAUUACGUCUCUCUCGGCCUUACACACCCCGGUGGAGCGUUUCAAACCCUCGGCCCUGUUUUCAUACUUAAAACCAGACCAAACCCUCCACAGAACAUCACUGUGACGGAUGUCACAUCCAGUCAGAUUGCACUGUCCUGGGAUGCCCCUGACUCUACCCAUGAUGCUUUGUUUGAGCGCUACUUCCUGUACUGGGUGGAUGCAGCAUCUCUUAGGGGGCGGGGCUUGUGGUUGAACAGAGGGAAUCUCAGUGCUGUGAUUGCUGAGCUGAAAGCUUAUCAUGUAUACAGAAUCAGUCUGGUGUCAGUCACAGCAGAGGGGGUGGAGAGCUCUGAAGCCACCCCCCUGGUUGUCAUCACAGAGGUUAACCCUCCACGCAGUGUUUCAGUAUCAGCUAUUGGGACAGAAAACCUGACCGUGUGCUGGGAGAAGCCUCGUGACGAUGAGGUUGAUGCAUAUCACAUCCAGCUACGGCAACACACUCCACGUCAGGGGCGCUCCCGAGAAUUCUUUGUGAAUAGCUCAGACUGUAUAACGUUGACGACGCUUGUGCCUGGUGAAACGUAUGAUGUGGGUGUGGCUACAGAAAGGGGCGGGAACAGGAGCCUGGAGAAAACCUUACAACUGACAUUAAAGCCACAGAUGGUCCGAGAUGCCGUCCCGUAUGCUGUGGACACGGACUCCGUGGUCCUGUUUGUACAGAUGCCCACUAGUGGUGUUUAUGAUGGCCUCGCUGUAGCUUCCAGCAGGAACCGCACCUGGAUUCCGAUGUCCAGCGGGACGAGUAAAGCUGUGGUGGCGAAUCUGAGUCCAGGAAUGGCGUAUGAUUUCCAGCUGUUUGUCACCAGCAGAGGCGUGAGCAGUGACGGCUUCGGUUUGCCCCCGGUCAUCACCUGUUUGGCACCUCCAUUGCGUGUGCGUGCCGGUGUUGUGACAGAACACUCAGUAGAAGUGCUGUGGGAUCGAGCACAAGGCCACGAGCACACGUAUGAAGUGCUUUGUAUGGGCUGUACUGACACUGUCAUGGUGCAGAAGGUGUCACAGACUCGGGCGGUAUUUCAUGGUGUGAUCGCUGGAAAGCUGUGUAACAUCUCAGUGCGCACAGAGAAGGAGUCUUUCAGAGACAGUGCACCUGUUUUCCUCACCAUCAGAGCUUUCCCUAGCUCGGUCACGUUACUGCUAGUGCGGAGGACGGCAUCGUCUGUGUGUGUGAGCUGGAGCGAUGGACCAGGAGUGUGUAACGCUUUCAUCCUGUCUAUCCGAAACUCCACCUACAACCUGCAGAUGAGGCUCAGGGUCUCUGAUGAGAGACAGUAUAACUUUGACCAUCUUCCUCCUGGGACUGUUUACACUGUCGAGGUGAUUAGUGUGAGUGGAGAGAGACACAGUUUUCCCACUGCACUUACUGUUAACACGUUUCCAGCACCUCCUGAUGCCAUCACCUUUAUUGAACAGGAAGGAAAUGCCAUGUACGUCACCUGGACACGACCACAGGGACAAGUCACUGGCUACAGGUUGUUCUACAGGCUCAGUAUGGACACUUCUCUUCCUCACCGAGUCAUCGUCCAUGGCAACCACGUGAAGAUAAAUGACCUCAUCCCAGGAAGUGAUUAUGAGUUUGAGAUCCAGUCCUUCCUGGGGGAAGAUUUCAGCCAGAGUGUCAGCAAGAACACCUCCACUAGUCCGGCAGGUGUGUGUUCUCUUUCUCUGUCUCACGUCAACUCCUCAUCUGUCACACUGGCUUGGGACGUUGCCGUCGGCCAUUUUGACUUCCACAGGGUGACUGUCAGUAACGAUUCACACCGCUGGGUGUACAGCGUGAGCGCAGACACUCGGGAAUACACCGUGAGCGGCCUGCAUGACGGCUGCUCCUACAACACCGCUGUGGAACGAGUCAGGAACAUGCAGAGCGGGACAGCUGCCACUCUUAGCGUACACACAGUCCCUGCUAUUCCUGAAGACGUGUCUGUGGUCAGUGUGUCUCCUCGCUCGUUUUCUCUAUACUGGCUGCCAUCUUCCGGAUGUGAUCAGCGCUAUUCGGUCCAUCUUACCCCAGACCAUGGCAAUGUGACCAUGAUAACUACAGAAGAUGGACAUAUACAGGCCAAUGUGUCCAGUGUGAGUCCAGGAACACAGUACACAAUAACAGUCAGUGCGGUCGCCUCCUCGGGACUGAGCUCUGCUGUGAGCCGCUCCAUCACCACCUCUGAAUCUGUUCCUGCAGCGCCCUUUAAACCAGAAGGAGAGCGAGUGGGCUCGAAUGGAAUCCUCCUCUCGUGGAAGAUGCCAUCUCCACCUGACCUGACCAUCGACUCGUUCAUCAUCAGAUACAAGGAAGUGUGUCCACAUCCUGACCCCACCUUCACUGAGGUCAGGAAGAACAUGGACAUCCCAGAAACCCUGCUGAACACACUCUCACCGGGGGCCACGUAUAAUAUUAAGGUUGCAGCAAUGAAUAAGGCAGGAGUCGGACCCUUUAGCCAGUCACUUUACUUCAAAACUGCAGAGGCCCCUCCUGGCAUGGUGACAAAUCUCACGGCUUUUGCUCAGAAUCACUUCUCUGUGGAACUGAAAUGGUUUCUACCCGUACGCAUCAACGGACUCAUCACUAAGUUCGCAGUGAAAGCCAAACACGCCAGAACAGGGCAGACGGUCCAGACUCUGGAGCUCAACGCUGAGGAGAUCAUGAACGGAGCUCUGCCUCACUGCAACGAUGCUGCAGACUUUCUGUCCCGUGGAACUCCAAGCCCCUCCAUAACCCCAGUAAUAACAUCUGCAUUGCCACCUCUCACCAUGUCGGCCAUUCCUCCCGCCUCCAUCUGGAAUGUACCAAUCACAGUGGGAAUGGACAUGCUCCGUCCCUAUACUGCCUAUGUGUUCGAGGUGUCCGCCUUCACCAGUGAUGGGGAGGGACAAAUCGCCAGCACUAUGGUCCGCAUGCCAGAGGCUGCUCCUGAAGAUUAUCCACAGAAUUUGUCUGUAUGGAACAUAACCUCAAAAGCCGUCUCCCUGUCCUGGGAGUCUCCAGCCAUCAUCACAGGACGUUACACCUACGUCGUCCAGCUCUACGGCCCUGCAGGUCUCAUUAGUGAGAACAGUACGAGUGAACAGACGAUCAUUUACAAUGGACUGACUCCAUACACACACUACCACAUCAUGGUCAUGGCCAAAUCAGCCGGAGCUACCGGGCCUGCUGCAAAAAUCAACAUCUCAACACCUUCAGAGGCCCCCAGCGCAGUGUCGUAUCUCAGCGCAGUAGCUGUGGACUCCACGUCUGUGCGUCUGUCCUGGGGAACCCCGAACCAGCCCAACGGACUCAUUACUCACUACCGUAUCCUCGUCCUGCACCAUGAGACACUUGUACAGGACAUCAUGCUCCGAGCACUGCAGCAGAAUACAAGCCAGAAUGGUGCUAACACUGGAUCUGACCCGGUACCUAUUCUGAGCUCCAUCCAGCCACGACUGUCCACAAGAUCGGUGAUCACAGGCAUGACAUUGCAGCCACAUGACUUCACGCAAACAGCAGUCACGAGCCGGAUCGACGUUCUGCCACCCGCCGAAGUGCUCGUCAACUUAUCGUCCAAUCACAUCUCCUAUGUGGUGACAAGACUGAGUCCUUUUACCGACUACAACUUCAGCGUAUCUGCUUUCACUACUGUAGGAGAAGGACCUGCUAUGCUGAUCGCACAGAAAACUCCAGAACAGGUGCCUAGCUCUGUUCAGGAUGUGUCCUAUGCCAACAUAAGCUCCACCUCCAUCUUUGUCAGCUGGAAUCCACCUCUGAACCCCAACGGGAAGAUCACACACUACACCAUUUACAUCUUCAACCUGCAUAGUAACAAGGUCCAGCAACAGGUUACAAACACCACUAGUAUCAUCCUCACAGGUUUGGAUAAAUACACACAGUAUAAGGUACGUGUGGCCGCGUCGACAGCAGCAGGCGAGAGCCCUGCGUCUGAUGAGGAUAACAUCUCCGUACUGACGCUUGAGGAUGAGCCGGAUUCUCCUCCAUACAACCUGGUUGUUUUGAACACCACGUGGUCCACUGCCACCAUCACCUGGUCUCCUCCCGAUAAACCCAACGGCAUCGUCCUUUUCUAUGAGGUGACCUACAGCAAUGCCACUUUCAACUACACGGUGAACUCGACUGUUCCCAGCGUCACACUGCACCACCUCAAACCAUACACUCUCUACAAUGUCACUGCACGUGGCUACACACGGCUUGGACAUGGAGAUCAGACCUCCGCCAUGCUACAGAUGUUGUCGGGGGAGGAUGUGCCUGGCAGUCCUCCAUACAUGCUUGUUUAUGACAGCAUAAGCUCCAGCGAGGUGAAUGUGUCCUGGUCGCCACCCCUCGUGCCCAAUGGCGUCAUCUUGUACUACACUGUGGAAUAUUGGAACACCACACACACUCUGAAUAUCAGCACACACACGCCGUCUGUGCUCCUGUCCAACCUGCGCAAGUACGCACACUACCGCCUCAGCGUUCAGGCAGCCACUCGAGUCGGACUGGGGAACCACAGCAGCGAAAUCCUCAACAUCACAACUCUCGAGGAUGUGCCGAGUGGUCCAGUCCAUAAUCUCUCGGCUCAGCUUUACGGUUCUACGGCUGUAGUGAUAAGUUGGGACCCCCCUCUGGAGCCGAAUGGUAGAGUCUUCUACCUGCUAAGCCUUCAGGAAGCGGGCAUAACCCACCCGUCCAUCAACCGCACGGAAAACCAGACCAUUACCAAGACGACCACCGACACGAUUUUCCUUUUCACCAAACUCAGGAAGUACUUCCCCUACGUGAUAACGGUUACCCCGGCAACUAGUGCAGGCUCCGCCUUAGACCACACCUCCGUACUGCACCUGAGAACGGAUGAUGAUGUACCCAGUUCAGCUCCCUUGCUGGGUAUGAGCAGGAAUCUCUCCUCCACCUCUAUCCUGGUGUCAUGGUAUGCUCCUGUGGAACCGAAUGGGGAGAUAAUCGAAUACGCCGCAGUUCUACACGGUCCCCGAGGAUCCAACAGCACGUACACACCCAACUCACAGCUCACUCUUACACACCUCACCCCGUACACAGCCUACAACCUCUCCAUCUCUGCGGUGAAUCGUAAGGGCAUGGGACCCUCGCUCAUGUUACCUCUGCACACUGAUGAAGCAGGUCCAAUGUCUCCACCACGAAACCUGAGCAUCUUUAACCACUCUUCUGACUCAGUGUGGCUUCACUGGGAACCCAGUCUGGAGCCCAAUGGUGUCAUUCAACAUUAUGGAUUCAAAAUCGUGGACCUGAACACGAAUGCUGUUAUAUACCAGAACUCCACAAGUGCCUCUACUCAGGCAGAAUUACAUGGCUUCACACCUCAUAGCUCUUAUGAGAUAAGUGUGUCUACUUACACGAGAGCAGGCAAUGGAGACCAGUACAGUCUUCCUGUUACCUUUACUACCCUCGAGUCAGUGUCCGAGGUGGUUCGAAAUCUGUCCUGUUCGGGCCUGGACUGGGAUUCAGUCUAUAUGGAAUGGGAGCCUCCAGCAAACCCGAACGGAGAGAUUUUGCUUUACAAAAUUAUCUCAGCAGAUCACACAGAGGAGGCGUUUCCCCUAAUGCUUACACAUAAACUUGCGUACACUUUCAGCGGCCUGCGUCCCGACAUACUUUAUGUCAUCUCUGUGGCUGCUGUUAACUCAGCGGGUCCAGGAAAAGAGGCCAACUGCACAGCACAUACACUACCAGAGUCAGUUCCUGGUCCCCCAGAGUCGCUGUCUGUGGUGAAUAUUAGCUCGGAUGCUGUGACUGUGAGCUGGCUCCGUCCUGCCCGAGUCCCCGGGCUCUUACGGGGUUACAGAGUGGAGAGACAGCUAGUGUGUAGCCUAGAGGAUGAUGCUUCCUGUGUGGAGAGUGAGGUUUUUCUGUCGGUAAAUGUGACGGAAUAUGAUAGAAGGGAGAUAACAGUAACACUGCAGCCCCUGCGUAAAUACAGGCGCUAUCGUGUCAGAGUGACGGCAUGGACCAACGCCGGAGAUGGAGAACCUACGGCGUGGAUGUACAUACAGACAGCAGCAGGAAACCCUGACGCCCCACCAGUUGCUGUCGCAGCAGUUCCUUCAAUCUCUGGGAUGAAAAUCACUUGGGAUGAACCGGCAAUCAUCUCCGGCCCCACCUCCUACCUCAUUGAUGUUAUUGCUCUGGACAGUUCUGAUCAUAAUGUGACAAUAGUGAGGAAAGCAGGAGAAAUCCAGAUGGUGGUCAUUGGGAACUUGACUGCUUACACUUAUUACUCCGUUACUGUCACUGCCUUUACUGGAGACGUGGCCGACGCCCGCCGAGACGGCAUGACCUCUACACCCGUCGUCGUCAGGACACUAGAAGGGGAACCAAAGGAUCCACCCAAAAACGUGACCCUGACCAUCAUGCCAGAAGAAGUGACCCGUGUAUAUGUAACAUUCUCACCACCGGAUGAGCCUAACGGCAACAUCAGUGCCUAUCAUGUCUAUAUUUACCGCGAUGGACGACUGGACUUCGAGAUCGACAGCUUGCCGGUGGUCAGUAACCCGAACAAGACCAUGACUGCUGUUAUACAGGGUCUUAAAGGAGGAUUCAACUACAGCAUACAGAUAGCUGCAGUGAAUGGAGCAGGAUUCGGGCCCAGAUCAGAAGUCAGAAUCAGCAUGCCGAUAAAAGCCCCACCGAUGCCCUCUAAGAGGCCAGCGGUAGCCCUGAACAGUGUAGGCGUUGUCAUGGCAACACACCAAACCAUCACUAUCGAGAUGCCUUUGUGUUUUUUCUCAGAUGACAACGGUCCUAUUCAAAAAAUCCAGGUCAUCGUCUCAGAGCCGGCAGUGAUGGACUACAGCAAUGUAUCUAACUGGAAAACCGUGUUCCUCCACGCUACUGCCCCGUACGUGACGGACGAAGGCUUUCCAAACCCGGAGUGCUCGGAGGAUCCGAGUUCAAAUAAAGAUAGAACUUUGAAAAACAUACGUUCCAGGAUGUACGUGAUUGGAUCGGAGGAAGGAUGUUUCUCUGAGGAUGCACAGCUCCUCUGUAACGGGCCUUUAAAAGCCAAAACGUACUACGUAUUUAAAUUCCGUGCAACGAAUAUCCUCGGUCAGUACACGGACUCUGUGUACUCGGAGAGGGUCAGAACGGCAGAUGAUGGUCUUUUGACUCGGGAUGAGCAGAUCAUACUCGGAGUGCUCCUGUCUUUUUUCCUGGCGUUGUUCCUGAUCUUGAUUAUAUACGCUUCUGUGCGGAUCCAUCAGAGGCAGAAGGAGGGCGGCACCUAUUCUCCACGAGAAGCAGAGAUUAUUGAGACCAAGCUGAAGCUGGAUCAGCUGAUAGCAAUGGCAGACAUGGAGCUGAAAGAGGAAAAGAUCCAGCGGCUGCUCAGUUAUAGGAAAUCUCUCAAGCCGAUCAGUAAGAAGGCUUUCAUUCAGCACGUGGAGGAUCUGUGUGCCAAUGACAACGCCAAGUUUCACGAGGAAUUUGCUGAACUGCCCAAGCUUCUGCACGACCUGGCAACAUCGGACGCUGACCUGCCAUGGAACCGCUCCAAAAACCGCUUCACAAACAUUAAACCCUAUAACAAUAACCGAGUGAAGCUGCUGUCUGAGCCGGGGAUCCCGGGGUCUGAUUACAUCAAUGCUAGCUUUGUCUCUGGUUAUCUGUGUCCUAAUGAGUUUAUAGCCACUCAGGGACCUCUUCCUGGCACCGUGGCUGAUUUCUGGAGAAUGAUUUGGGAAACCAGGACCAAAACCAUCGCCAUGCUCACGCAGUGCUUUGAGAAGGGUCGGAUUCGCUGUCAUCAGUACUGGCCGGAGGACAACAAGCCGGUCACCGUGUUUGGUGACAUCAUCAUCACAAAGCUGACGGAGGAUGUGCAUCCGGAUUGGACUGUCAGAGUGCUCAGAGUGGAGAAGCAUGGCGACUACAUGGUGGUGCAUCACUUUAACUACACGUCCUGGCCAGAGCACGGUGUUCCUGAGUCCAGCUCCACUUUAAUACAGUUCGUCAAAGCCGUCAGGUCCAACAGAGGCCACGACAAUGCAACCAUCGUAGUGCACUGCAGUGCUGGCGUGGGCAGAACCGGAGUCUUUAUAGCUCUAGACCACCUGAUUCAGCACAUCCGAGACCAUGACUUUGUGGACGUGUACGGCCUGGUGGCAGAACUGCGCAGUGAGAGGAUGUGCAUGGUGCAGAAUCUGGCUCAGUACAUGUUUCUGUAUCAGAGCACUCUGGAUCUGCUGACCAGCAAAGGCAACAGUCAGUCCAUCUGGUUCGUUAACUACUCGGCGUUGGAGAAAAUGGACUCGCUGGAUGCUAUGGAAGGUGACGUUGAGUUGGAGUGGGAAGAGACGACAAUGUAAGAGCGCUGAAUUUUCUGCAUUAUGCCUGUCACGGCUUCAUUAAGACCCUGAGUGAGGACGACUGGGGCACUGCGGCCAAACACAGAGCAAACACCAGGAACAUUUAUGAAGCCGACAGUUUGCACACACACACACACACACACACACACACACACACACACACACACACACAAACACAUGGCGUGUGUGUGUGUAAACUGUGUGUAAGUAUAAUCACUUCAGACGUCCCCUGCUCACAUCAUUAACUCAUCGAACAGUGUACCGACGUGUAAAGUCAGAGGAUUAUAAGCUUUUCAUCUGAAUCCUUCCCGUCUGUUCGGUUUGUUUUAGAUUGACACCUUUUACAGUUUUACUUACAUUAGAAUCUUACUAAACAUAUAUUUGUUUCAGAAAUUUGAAACUCCUUUUCUGUCUUCUAUCGAACACGACAAACAUCGGAAAAUGUUAAUAUUGCAAAGUGUAAAAACGUUGAAAUAAUAUGAUCAUUAAUAAUCAUCGGAUUCCUACAUUUUUCAUGAUAAUAAUUUAUGCUACAAGCUGAAGCAAUGAAAGCGAAACGAUGUGUAACUUUGCGCUCUACCCUCACGUUAAUGUCGUUUUACGUGUAUUAUGUAUUACGUGAUCGAUUUAUUUUAUUCAUACAUCCAGUAUGUUACACACGGUAGCGGACGAAGACCCAGCACUCGUCAGCUCGCUAUUUUUAAGUUGUUCCUCAUUUAUUCAAUUUUUAUCAUAAAUUAUUAAGCCAAACAAGUGUUUAUGUCAGGAGCUAUAAAUAUACAGGAUAUUUUUGUGUGUAUAUUUUCAAAUGAAACAGUAUUUGUGUUUUGAAAUAAAUGCGAUUUUUUUUUUGUCUGA
Messenger RNA from Ictalurus punctatus (channel catfish), 10737 nucleotides. RefSeq names its product protein tyrosine phosphatase receptor type Q (gene ptprq). Gene Ontology annotation, molecular function: protein binding; protein tyrosine phosphatase activity. NCBI's taxonomy places the organism in Eukaryota, Metazoa, Chordata, Actinopteri, Siluriformes, Ictaluridae. Bases 358 to 9879 code for a protein of 3173 amino acids. The transcript is spliced from 58 exons. The record is from RefSeq and is a predicted model, not a curated record. Gene Ontology annotation, biological process: protein dephosphorylation.